Messenger RNA from Ostertagia ostertagi, 456 nucleotides. The record is from the annotation of a GenBank genome assembly. Lineage: Eukaryota; Metazoa; Nematoda; Chromadorea; Rhabditida; Trichostrongylidae.
GCUUUGAAAGCAGCAGCGAAACUGAAAACGCUUUCAUUUCAGCCUGCUCUCGGCCAAGCUGGUGCUCCAGUUAUACAGCCAUUCACAUUGCCACCAACCCAAAGCCCGACGCCUAUGUUUCCUGGUUUGAUUGCCCCUCAACUGACCGUACAAGUGCAGCCAGGCAUUCCUCCUUCUGGUGGCGGUACCUCUCUUCGAAAUGUUCCAAAUCCGGCUGCACCCCAGCUGGGUCCCAUCCAGCAGCUCCCACCUGGUCUCCAUUUCCCGCAAGGGCAGAUGCCUCAAGUGCCAGCAAGGCAUUUUGCAGGCGUUUCGCAGCCUCCAACGCCACCUCCUGUUGUUCUGCCAGGACAGACUGCUCUAGCUGGACAAGUUCCGCCUGCCCAGGGCGCAGCGCUCGGCCUUCCUGCGCCUGCCGUGUCUCCUCCUCCUCCUUCACCUCCGCGCGUUGAGGUU